Prorocentrum cordatum is the source of this 3892-nucleotide messenger RNA. NCBI's taxonomy places the organism in Eukaryota, Dinophyceae, Prorocentrales, Prorocentraceae. The record is from the annotation of a GenBank genome assembly.
GAUUUCCCGGAUGGGGGCUCAGUCCGCCCUCAUCGAGUCUUUCCAGACCGCAGGGGUCCGCGCUCUCGAGCUGCUGGCGCUGCGCCAAUCCCUGCUCUCGGCGGUGCCCCAGUGCCCCGCUGUCUCGCUGGCGUGCCCGCCCGCGAACGUCACGUGCCCCGUCCAGGUCUGCCCAGCGCUGGCCUGCCCCGCGCCAGCGUGCCCCGUGCCGCUGGUGAACCUCUCCUGCCCGCCUGCAGGAGUGGCGCUCGGGCCUGACGGGCUUGACGUGCCCUCGGCCUGCUGGGGGUACCUGGCGGGAGUCUCCGCGGGGCUCGGGCUCGGCGGUGCAGUCUGGCGGCGCGGCGGCCGUGCCGACGCCGAGUCGGCGGGAGUGGGAGAUCGAGCGCGGGAGCAGCUGCAGCUGAUCAGGCUCGUGACGGGGGUCUCGAUAGGGGAUCCAGGUCUCGUCAGCACGUAUUCGCCUGAUGGAGACCAUUAUGCAGAAUAUGCGACGUCGGACGACCUCAGAGAUGAGCGGUGGUCGGGGACGCAGGGCGCGACCCCGCCCGGGGUCAACCCGGCCCACGUCUACCGCUUCCGCCAGGUGCCGACGGCGGCGGAGGUCCAGCAGCUGAUCCGCGAGGGCUCGCUCCUCGUCGGGGGCGUGGCGCCGCCUGCUGCCGCUGCCCCCGCCGCCGCCGCGGCGCCCGCGGCGGGUCCUCCCGCGGCGGCCGCGCCCCAGGGAGCCAUCGUACCUCGCGGCGCUGGCGUGGUGGGAGGAGUCCCGCGCGCUGGGGCCGCGGCCGCCCCCGCAGCGGCUGGCACAGUGUGGCUGGCUAUCGAGGACUACCAGGGGAUGCGGCGCGGCGAGCAGAUGCCUGACCCGCUCCCGCAGGGCGCCGUCGUUCACGGAGACCUGGCGCUGGUGCCUCAUGCUGGGGGCUUCGUCGGAGCGCGCCAGGUGGCCAUGGCCGACGUGGACGCCUUCGUCGUGGACGACCUGCGCGUGCUGCCCGUGCGUUUCAACCAGCAGGGGGCGCGCCGCCGCCCAUGCAGCGAGGCCGUGGACAUGCAGAUCGUGGACGAGCCCGAGGGCGGCAUCAUGCUGCAGGGGCCUCGCACUACUGACUGGGUGCUGCGGUCGUAUCGUGAUGCCGGGCUCACGCCAGUCACUCAUCAUUCGAACUGGCUGAGGCGAAGGCUGGCUCACAGGCGGCAGACGGAGCAGUGUGCCAAUGAUGCCAUUGCGGGCCUCAACGCUCUCCAUCCUCCUUGCGAGCAGCGUGGGCCCAUCACGGCGGCUCAGCGACUCGCGACCGCCACCAUUUUGAACGAGGUCAGGAUGGCCCCGAAGUCUGACACUCACUUUUCUCGCCGUGGAGCCGCGAAGGAGCUCCUGGCCUCCAGCCUGUCCUACACCGCGGACGAGGCACCGAGUCCCGUGGUAAGGUACGUCAGAUCCCGAGUCGACAUCCCAGAAGUGGGUGCGGUCAUACCUCCUGUCGAGUCGGUGCUCGACGGGAUCGGGAGGAACUACGUGCUGGACUACGAGCAAGCGAUGAUGAAGACUCCCGACGAGUGGUCCCGCGUCUUGGAUAGCGAGCCGCCCGUCACUCCCUACAUGGACGAAGUUUUGAAGCGUGACCCUGUGGCGUACAACACCUUCAUCGGCGACCUGGUGAAGCUACCUGAUGAUCGUGAGGAGGACGGCAGCUUCAGCACCAAGUUCUUCUGUGCCCAGGCUGAUGUGCGCAACUACUUCUACGCUCUCGGCCUGAGGGAGGAGCUGGGACUGUUCUUCUCGCUGCCGCCGGUGUCACAGGCUUCGUUGUCGCAAUGGGGGGUUGAGGCAGUGGACACUCCCGAGGGCCCCUCAGGGGGCUGGGUCUGGCCGUUCCUGCGGGUCGUGCCGAUGGGCUGGAAGCAUGGCGUGCAGAUCCACGAGGUGGUUGAGGCCACCGACGUCUUCACCAGCCUCGGCCGCCUGAUCGACGGCGCGUCUGGGCGAGUUUUCUCACGGCCCGAGCGCUCCGAGCGCCUCCGCCAGGCCUCACUGUGGCUAGAGCAGCGCCCUAGAGUCACGGGGAGGGAGGUGGAGAGGUACGUGGGUCAUCUCAUUGAUCAUUUGAUGCUGAAGAGGGAGCUGCUCUCGAUCCUCAGGAGUUUGUAUGAUUUCGUCAGAGAUUGCUAUCACGUGCGAGCCCGUCUCUGGCCCUCAGCUGCCCGCGAAGUCGAGCAGUGCCGUCGCUUGCUGCCGCUGAUGUCUGCUAACCUUCGGCUUCAGUGGUCGCCGACUGUCUUCGCCUACGACGCUUGCCUGACGGGUAUGGCGACGUGCCAGACAACACUGUCAUCGGAUCUUGUCAAGCGCGUCGGGUCAGUCAGUGAGAGAUGGAGAUAUCGCAUGCCUUCGGCUAUCUCGGCACGCCGGUCAGCUCUGGGAGCCCGUUCUGGAUGCGACGAGGCCUCGGAGGGGCCGUUCGACGUCUUCAGCGACAUCGAGACCGUCAAGGCCCCCAGGAGUACCAGCAUGGACCUUGUGAAGGACCCCUGGGAGCUCAACCCGCAGUUCACAGAGGUGCCCGUCCAGGCUCUGCAAGGCCCCCAGUGGAAGCAGGUGGUCUCGGCCAGGGUUCACGUCAAGGUAUCUCGCCUGCCCCGCGCGGUGUCCGUCAAGCGCCCGGCUGCCAGCCCCAAGAUUGUGCAGAAGAGCUUCCUGAAGGGCAGGAGCUUCCUGGAGUGGAACGCGGUGGCGCCCGAGACCCAGGCAUACUACAAGGACGCCCUCGACGACUUCCAGACGUUCGUGGACCGCUUCGGGCCGCCGCUGCGCACCGCUGCUCAGGUCGACCUGGCGCUGAUGAACUACGCCGAUUACGCCUGGAGCAUCGGGCUCGAGAGAGCCGCCGUCCUGAAAACAUAUGCCGCGUACAUCUCGGCGCACCCCGAUUUUUCCCGAAAGGGGCCGCUCCGCCUGCCGCGUUUCUGUCGGGCCCCCCAGGGCUGGAAGCGCCUGGGCCCAGGCCAGACGCGCCCGCCUAUGCCCUGGCAGUUGGUCGCACUGGUCGCACUGGUGAUGGCCACGCAGCUGGGGUCCCCGCACGCGGCGCUCAUGGUGGUGACGAUGUUCUGGGUGUACCUCAGGCCCUCCGAGGCCGUCGGCCUGCGCGAGCAGGACCUCUUCCCCCGCUCGCGCGCGGACUACGGCUUCAACCUGCGCCCCAGCGCGAGGGGCGAGUGCAGCAAGACCAGCCUGUCGGACGAGAGCUUGCUCCUCGAUUCGGUCGAGGUGCCCUGGCUGGGCCCGCCGCUGGCGCGCGCGAGGUCGGGAGACCCGCAGGCGCCGCUGUUCCGUCUCACCGCCGCGCAGCUCGGCGUCCUGUGGCGCCAGUCGCUGGAGCGGGCCGAGGUGCCCACCAGGCGCGUGCCCUACCAGCUCCGCCACGGGGGCCCGUCGCACGAUCGCCUCAAGAGGUAUCGAUCCAUGGGCGAGAUCAAGAGGCGCGGGCGGUGGGCCAGCGACUACACGAUGAGGCGCUACGAGGCCCAUGCGCUGGCGCAGCAGGAGCUUGCGGCGCUCCCGGACGACGUCCGCCGCAGGGCCGAGGCGGCGCCCGCGAAGCUGCACGCCGAGCUCGAGAGGCUCCUGGCGCGGCCCCAGAGGCCGCGGACGGCCACGCCGUCGGCGCGGCUGCAGGCGGCGCCCGCGCCCAGCAUGCGCCGCCCCGCACCUUCUGCCAAGGUGCCGCAGCCCGCGCCCGUGCCAGGCCGUUCAUCGAGCUCAUGUGCGGCUCCGCCGCAUUUGCCAAGGCCGUCCACGCCGCCGGCUGGGCUUCGGAAGGCUGGGGCUACGCUGAUGACCCGCGAGCCGACCUUCUUGAUGAAUCCCUCAUCGACAGUCUGGCAUUGA